This is a messenger RNA of Hipposideros armiger (great roundleaf bat), 2053 nucleotides long. It is a transcript of the gene KLHL35, whose product is annotated as kelch like family member 35. Gene Ontology annotation, biological process: ubiquitin-dependent protein catabolic process. The coding region runs from base 160 to 1902 and encodes 580 amino acids. Lineage: Eukaryota; Metazoa; Chordata; Mammalia; Chiroptera; Hipposideridae. The transcript is spliced from 7 exons. Gene Ontology annotation, molecular function: protein binding. Gene Ontology annotation, cellular component: cytoplasm; Cul3-RING ubiquitin ligase complex. The record is from RefSeq and is a predicted model, not a curated record.
CAGCCCCUUUGUCCUCCUGCAGCUGAGCUGGAGUGGCAGUCUGAGCAGAGUGGCAGGGACACUGGAACUCAGGCUGCCAGAGGUACAGGCGGCAGGACAGGAGUGGCCCGUGCAAGAGCAGCAGCUGUGGGGCACUUGGGAGAGGGUGUGGCCAGCAGGAUGCUGGAAGGCCCGGUGCCGGAGGAGCCAGAGCCGGGCUCCGAGGCACCGUGUGCGGGCUCCUGCCACGCACAGCGCGUCCUGCAGACCCUCAACGCGUACCGGCGGAGCGGCACCCUCACCGACGUGGUGCUGCGCGCUGGCGGCCGCGACUUCCCAUGCCACCGAGCCGCGCUGAGCGCGGGCAGCGCCUACUUCCACAGUCUGUUCGCGGCCGGCCGGCUGGAGCGCAGCUUGGCCGUCGUGCCCGUGGUGCCCGAGACACCGGGCGCGAGGCCUGCGGGGACGGCGGCGGCGCUGGCUGUGGUGCUAGACUACGUGUACGGCGCGGGCGUGCGGCUGCGCGCCGAGGACGAGGCUGCCGCCGUGCUGGCGCUGGCCGAGAGGCUGGGCGUGGCGGGCCUGCGCGAGGCCUGCGCGCGCUUCCUCGAGGGCCGUCUGCGCGCAGCCAACAGCCUGGCGCUACACCGCGUGGCUGCUGCUUUCUCGCUUGCCUCGCUGGCGGAGCGCUGUGGCCACGUGCUGCGCCAGGACUUCACUGAGGUGGCGCGCCACGCGGACUUCCUGGAGCUGGCGCCUGACGAGGUGGCAGCGCUGCUGGCCGACCCAGCGCUGGGCGUGGCGCGCGAGGAGGCCGUGUUCGAGGCGGCCAUGCGCUGGGUGCGUCACGAUGCGCCGGCGCGUCGCGGGCAGCUGCGACGCCUGCUGGAGCACGUGCGCUUGCCCCUGCUGGCGCCCGAAUACUUUCUGGAAAAGGUGGAGGCUGACGAGCUGCUGCAGGCCUGCGGCGAGUGCCGUCCGCUGCUGCUCGAGGCCCGUGCCUGCUUCAUCCUGGGCCGAGAGGCCAGUGCGCUGCGGACCCGGCCUCGGAGAUUCAUGGACCUAGCUGAAGUGAUCGUGGUCAUCGGCGGUUGUGACCGCAAGGGGCUCCUAAGGCUGCCCUUCGCAGACUCCUACCACCCAGAAAGCCGGCGCUGGACCCCACUGCCCAGCCUGCCUGGCUACGCACGCUCAGAGUUCGCCACCUGUGCUCUCCGCAAUGACAUCUACAUCUCUGGAGGCCACAUCAACAGCCGUGAUGUGUGGAUGUUUAGCUCCCAUCUGCACACGUGGAUCAAGGUUGCCUCGCUGCACAAGGGCAGGUGGAGGCACAAGAUGGCGGUCGUGCAGGGACAGCUGUUCGCGGUGGGCGGCUUCGACGGCCUGCAGCGCUUGCGCAGCGUGGAGCGUUACGACCCCUUCUGCAACACCUGGGCAGCCGCGGCGCCCCUCCUGGAGGCCGUGAGCUCAGCAGCCGUGGUACCCUGCGCAGGCCAGCUCUACGUGAUCGGGGGUGCAGGGCAGGACGGCGUCAGCACAGACAAGGUGCAGUGCUUUGACCCCAAGGAGGACCGGUGGAGCCUGCGGUCGCCAGCACCCUUCUCACAGCGAUGUCUUGAUGCUGUCUCCCUUGAGGAUACCAUCUAUGUGGUAGGGGGCCUCAUGAGCAAAAUCUUCACCUAUGACCCUGGUACAGAUAUCUGGAGGGAGGCAGCUGUCCUCCCCGGCCCUGUGGAGAGCUGUGGCGUGACUGUGUGUGACGGGAAGGUCCACAUCCUUGGUGGGCGGGAUGAUCAUGGGGAAAGCACCGACAGGGUCUUCACCUUUGACCCCGGCAGCGGGCAGGUGAGGGCCCAGCCGUCCCUGCAGCGCUGCACCAGCUCCCAUGGCUGCGUCACCAUUGUCCAGAGCCUGGGCAGGUGACUCACACUUAGACAGCCUGAGCCAGAAGGCAGAGAGAAAAGGGACAACUCACUAUUCUGCUUCCCUCAUGGCACUUCCAUGUAAAUAGCCCCUUAAUUUAUUGCCCCCCUUCCUUGUAGAAAUAAAACCUCAUUCAAAGGUUGGGUCUGUG